Umbelopsis ramanniana AG is the source of this 606-nucleotide messenger RNA. RefSeq lists its product as uncharacterized. Bases 232 to 387 code for a protein of 51 amino acids. The record is from RefSeq and is a predicted model, not a curated record. The transcript has a single exon. NCBI's taxonomy places the organism in Eukaryota, Fungi, Mucoromycota, Umbelopsidomycetes, Umbelopsidales, Umbelopsidaceae.
CCAGCAUCCACGAAAACAAUAAUGCUAUAAUUCAAACGGAAUUCCAUGUACAUGCAGUUGUUGUUCACCAAAUCUCAAGCAUUCACAUGAAAGCUUACAGGUAGAUACAAAUCUAUCCCCGGAAGAAAUCCAGCAAUCCUUACCUUUGCGUUAUGAUCUUGGUAGCGGAGAUUGGCCGCUUACUGCCGACGUUCCUAGCUUUGAUCCGUUCCUCUAGUGAUAGCUGCUUUAAUGCACUAUGAUCAGCUUAAUUCUUUAUUUUUUAUCGUUUUAAGUUGGCAAGGUAUUAAGUUGACUCACAAAUCUACAAUCCUGCUUGACUUGAAGGCAUGGUGGGGGGAAUGUAAAAAAGCAAUAAUCUACAAUAAUGGACGCGGGAGAUUGUAGCCACUUCGAGUACAUUGGAACCAACAACAGUAGCAUUACCCACAAGUCAAAAAAAUGUUAACCGGCAUCUCAGAAGUCUGUAUGUACACGGAAAUGAGGGUAGAUGAGGAUGACAAAAGGCAAUUCUUCGUACACCAUGUCAUAUAGGCAGAUUAAGAACGGAGAAGUAUCUUCUACCUUUUAAACGCUUGGAAUGGUGCUUAGUAGCAGCCGUAUCAC